Molecule: messenger RNA, 1218 nt
Organism: Benincasa hispida (wax gourd)
Lineage: Eukaryota; Viridiplantae; Streptophyta; Magnoliopsida; Cucurbitales; Cucurbitaceae
Source: RefSeq, a predicted model, not a curated record
CGAGACAGAAAAUGGGAAUGGCCAAUUUCAACGGUUUGUGUGAUGGAAGUGAAGCUGAGCCAGAGAAAUAGAGCAGACCGUUUUUUUCUCUUCCCCAAGUUGCUCCCACAACCAACUCUCCCUUCUCUAACUCACCACAGAAAUUGGGCCAACACCAGAAAAUCAUUGAAGAAUCAAUUCAGAGCCAUUACUCUGAGAUGGAGGUUUCAACUUCAGGAUAUAUCCAAAAAUCAACUCUCCACCAAGCACCACCUUGUUCAUAUUGUAGAAGGGAGCGAGAGCUUGACUUUAAAUCCAAACCAGAAUGGAGAUCCUACACAUUCCAUUUCUGUAGCUAAUAAGAGGAUAAAGGACACGGAUCUAGAACAAAAGGGGCAGAAUAUCAAGAUUCAAAAUCCUCGAGCGAUUAGAGAUGUAUAUCAAUUAGAAGAGAAGCUUCAAAGUGCUUUGAAUGAACUUCGAAACUAUAAGAAGCUUUUUGCACUAGCCUCCUCUCAUCUACCUCCUGCUAGAACCACUAGUUUUAUAGUUUUGGUUCCUCUUAUAGUAUUUUGUGCCAGAUGCAUAAUUGGUGCCUCUUAUGCUAGAGUUUUUGGAACAUCGAGGCUUGAAACUGUUGAUAAACGAGAGGGAAAACAUCACAAGUUCAGAAGUGGGCACUGGAGAUCUGCUCUUCGUGAUAUAAGGGAAUUGGAUGGUUUGGACUGUGAGUCCCCCAUAGAUUCUAUGGGGUAAUACUUGGAGCAGAGAUAAUACUUGGAAUAUGUAAUAUGAUAAUACUGCCAAAAUGGUAAACUAUCUUCAGAUAACAACAUUGGAUUUCCACAUGGGUGGGGUGACCACGGACCACUAGACUAAGAUGGGAACAAGGCAGAGAUAUGUUACUGAGACUGGGUUUAAAAUGGCUAAAAGUACUAUAAAAAUGCUCACAAAAAAACUUAUCACAACCUUACUUGAACAAAAUAGACAAGAACCAAACCAUUGUGGAUGAACCACUGCCUUGUGGCUAGAGCAUGAUUGACGGUUGAAUCGACCAUGGUCGUGCGGCUGUAGAAAAUCGUUAACUUGGCUAUAAUCUUGCUCUGUCGUUCCAGAUUAGAGAGGGAAAGAGAGAGAUGCACAUAUUAGCUUGAUUCUAGUUUUGAGAAUCAUCAUUUGUCUUCUAGUCUCCAUUCCAACCAAAAGUUCACAAUUUGGUAAUAGUUUAUGGUUUCUGUU